This is a messenger RNA of Aspergillus novofumigatus IBT 16806, 1545 nucleotides long. Its product is annotated as PH domain-containing protein. Bases 109 to 1332 code for a protein of 407 amino acids. The record is from RefSeq and is a predicted model, not a curated record. Lineage: Eukaryota; Fungi; Ascomycota; Eurotiomycetes; Eurotiales; Aspergillaceae. The transcript is spliced from 3 exons.
CACCUUUUCGCUUCAGCUUGCGGCCUGGGCAUGUGGUCUCCAUACUAAACCCUCCGUGAUUUUUCAUAAUCUUAAUUUUGUCCCUUCGAAAGGAAGUCUGCGACCACGAUGGAUCAAACAAUGUCGAGCUCCUACCCGCCAAUCUCGGAGGCGCAUAUGAAAGCCCCCUCGAUUCAGUUUCCCGACGGCACUGUCCAGCAGUCUACAUUUUUACGGCCUAUACACCCCUCCCCCGCCGUUCGCAAUGGCCAUGUCAACUUGGACACAUUUUCCCCAGUCAACGAAAAUGGUAGCUUUGAGUUCGAUCGAGUCCUGAAAACCGGGAAGGUGCAUCGUCGAGUGAAACACAAGCAUGCAUUCCGAGCUUCUUGGAAGCCUGCCUACCUCGUCCUCCGCCCGAACCUCCUGUCGGUAUAUAAAGAUGAGGAAACGACAAGACUUCGGGCUUCCAUAACUCUUUCGGAAGUCACAGCGGUUGCUCCGGUCAAAUCCCCGCGAUCAUCUCGACAACACGUCUUCGGUAUAUUCUCGCCUUCCAAAAAUUACCGCUUCCAGGCUUUGUCAGAGAAGGAUGCAGAGGACUGGAUUAGGCGUAUUCGUGCUGAAACUCGUGCGGACGAGGAAGAAGAAGCCUUCUUGGCUCUGUCGCGGAAUAGAAAUGCGCCGGUGACCGAUAGGCAGCACGUUGAGGAUACUACAGAUCACUCGGAAUUCGAAUAUCCGGGAAGAGCCAGCUCGCCUGAAUUGGGACGGUCACUUUCACCUGGCCGCUAUUCCAAUCGAUACGGCUCCCUACAAGACCACUCGGGAAAUGAGAUUACUUCCUAUUCGGAGUGGUCUGAUGGACCUACAAGUAACACCAGUACUCACAUGAAGCCCAACCGUUCCCUGCAGAAUUUGUCUACCUCGGCCCCUGUGGGUGGACAACAACUGCAACCGCGAGAUGUUGGUCGCAGUCAGGACUUGGGAAUCCUCCGCGAUCCAGAGAGAGUUAUUUGCAACGGCUAUCUCCAGUGCCUUCGAAUCAAAGGCGCGGUCCGCCAGUGGAAGCGUCUGUGGGUCGUCUUGAGGCCAAAGAGCCUUGGGUUCUAUAAGGAUGAACAAGAGUACUCCGCUAUCAAAAUCUUGCCCAUGUCUCAGGUUAUCGAAGCUGCCGAAGUUGAUCCUCUUUCACGUUCAAAGAAGUUCUGUCUUCAGAUAAUCGCCGAAGACAAAUCGUACCGACUAUGCGCACCUGACGAAGAAUCUCUUGCCAAGUGGUUAGGCUCCUUGAAGAGUAUUAUUGUUGCGCGCAAGAAGUUGGAGCCCGCACCAGGAGCAUCAGCACCAUGAAUAUUAACUUUGAUGUGGAACAAACAAACACAUAUGCUGGCUACUGGCUCAAUUUCAAUUUUCGUUCUCUUCAUUCCGACCAUUUUCUUCACUCGUUGCAGAUCUCAAGUGACCUAAGGUCCUCUCCUUUGCACAGCGUUUCUUCCUUACUAUUAUAUUUGUUUCAUGACGUACAUACCCCUUCUUGUGAUGGCUGUUCGUUUAUUCCCCUUU